Cheilinus undulatus (humphead wrasse) is the source of this 2578-nucleotide messenger RNA. It is a transcript of the gene tmem106c, whose product is annotated as transmembrane protein 106C. Bases 411 to 1256 code for a protein of 281 amino acids. Lineage: Eukaryota; Metazoa; Chordata; Actinopteri; Labriformes; Labridae. The record is from RefSeq and is a predicted model, not a curated record. The transcript has 8 exons.
UGAACAGCCACUAACGGUGGCACUCCUAUAACACGUUUCCACUGGGAAAGGACAUGUAAUACAAAAAAAUCGUUUAUAACCAUCGAGCUAACAUUUUCGUUAAUUCGGCAUGUCUAUGCCAAAAACUAAAGAACCUAAACCAACUUGGCAAGUUUAGUUUUUUUCCUGAAUCUUCGUAAUUGUUGCUCCGGCUUUGGAGAGCCUUCACGUGGGUUGUCCGAGUGAGAAACUCGUUAUUCCUACACUACGUGAACGCGGGGCAUGAACGUUGCUAAACUUCAGAGUGACAGAGAGCGGAGUCCCCUGAUGCUAGAACAGUUUCAGCAUGGCUAUGUUUCACUUAUUUGGUCCUAAAGGCGGGCUGUAGUCGGCGGGGAAACACUGCCUAGACCGUCCUGUGGUGAGCCACCAUGGGUAUGAAGUUGUCUCGUAGCGGCAGCAGCCUGUCUCUGCUCCCGGACAGACACAGCAAUGGUCGGAUCGGAGAAAGCAAGGACUCGGAUAACGACUCUCUAGAUGGGAUGAGCAGACGUGAGGAUAUAGCACAGUUCCCAUAUGUGGAGUUCACUGGCAGGGAUAGUAUAACGUGUCCAACAUGCCAGGGCACAGGACGGUUACCUUCAUAUCAAGUGAAUGAGCUGGUUGCAUUGAUCCCAUACAGCGACCAAAGGCUGCAGCCACAAAGAACGAAGCUGUAUGUCGUCCUGUCCAUUGUGCUGUGUCUUCUUGCUUCUUCACUUGGGGCCUUCUUCCUCUUCCCUCGCUCUGUGAUUGUCAUGGACGAUGGAAUACACACAGUCACUGUGCAGUUCGACACCACCAAUCAGAAGGUCUUAAUGAAUAUGACGAGCACGCUGAACCUUAGCAACCCAAACUUCUUCUCAGUGUCGGUGGACAGUGUGAGCUGUCAGGUGUUUUACAUGAAGACAGUGAUCGGGACUCAGCAGCUACACAACGUCACCACACUCCUGCCCCUCAGUGACAGUCAGGUGAACUACACAGUCAGUGUGGAGAUUGGCAGCAGUGCACCCUACGUCUAUGCUUUCUGCACCAUGCCCAGCAUUAAGGUUCACAACAUCGUUGUGCUUAUGCAAACCACAGUGAAAACCGCAAACAUGGUGCGAACGACCAUGAACAGCCUGGAGGCGUACCGCUACAUCGACUGUGGCUCAAACACCACAGACGUCCAGCAGCACCCCACCUCCACCCUCUCACCUGCCUUAUUCUUCAGCAGCACCCCUCUCCCUCUGCUGUGAGCCCCAAAACCACUCCUCAGGAGAUGGGAGACACACUCCAGGAAAUUACACAUGGUGCUUCUUUAAAGCUCAGGUGGGAUUGUGAAAAUGGAGUCUGUAAAUGAUGGAGCUGCUUCUUGGAAAACGGGUGAAUCGAUCUCCACUGGACAGACCAGAGGCAGCAGAAGCGUGGUUUUGUUGUGGUUGUUGUUAGGCGUGGAUAUUUCUUGCCAAACAGCUGACACUUUUAGACUUAACUCACUUUAUUUGGCUCAUGAUUGCUGAACUUUUGCUGCCUCAGGCACAAUGAGUCAAAUGUUCCAGUGGUCAAAUACAAAACUUGAGUGAGUCAUCACCAGUAAGAAGCACCACGACCAUGAUUUUCAGGCAUGACAGACGUCAGAGAAAGAGCUUCUCUUCAGGGUGAUGGCUGGCAUUCCCAGCUGACCAGGCUGCCUUCCCUUUAAUUAACUCUGCAGAGCUCUGUCUGUGUCUGCUGCUGCUGUUGCAACAUCAGGAGAGAAUUCUUCAGCAAAGCUUGAAUGACCUUUGUGUUCUAACACUGUGUUCACUACAGGCUGCUAAUUGAAGGAGCUAGCCUGCUGUUUCUUUUUUUGGAUUUAAUACAGGGAUUAUUUCGUAUUUGCACCUUGAAACUGGGACAUAUUGUUACAAGUAUUAAUUUGCUCCCUCUUAUUUAACUUUCUUGAAGUUUAAAAUGGCAUUGAUAAGUUGCAGAUGUUUUUUAAAAACUUCUCAUAACAGCAAGGAUUAGCAUUAGGAUUCAACAGGUCAAAUAGAGAGAGAAGUAAUAGCCUUUGAAUAAUUUUCUUUGAGUUAUUGGUUAAAAUUCACAUUUGACUUCUAGUAACCUCUGAUAACCUGACUCAUCCUCUUGUUUCCUUUAAUACAUCAUUAAUCAUCCCUUCUGCGGCUAUUUAAACUUCUCUGAGAGUAAUUCAGUCCAAAAAUCAGAGACUUUAUAUUCAGGCAUUAAUACUUCACCUGGUAUUCUUGAAGAACUUUCCGAUAGGUAGAAAAAAAAAUAAUAAAUUGAAGAUAUUAUGAUUUUUUUUUAAAGGGAUAGUUGUUUGUAAAUUUAUGUAUGAGAGAUUUUAGUUGUGUUUUAAAAAUUAUGGUUCUUAAAAAAAUGAGUUGUGAAUAAAUAAAAGUAAUUAUAAAUACAUGAUGUGGUUGUGUUUACUUGGAAACCAUUUAGAGCUCAAGAAAUUAGCUGACUGAAGAAGUAAUCUGCAACAUUAUUGAUUUUUGAUCAAUGCUUACGAUUGAUUUAAUUUUUUAGCAGAAAAAAAGUACUUGACAUCCUGGUCACAGCUCCUUAG